Messenger RNA from Uranotaenia lowii, 10674 nucleotides. RefSeq names its product serine/threonine-protein kinase Smg1 (gene nonC). Lineage: Eukaryota; Metazoa; Arthropoda; Insecta; Diptera; Culicidae. Gene Ontology annotation, cellular component: nucleus; TORC1 complex; TORC2 complex. The record is from RefSeq and is a predicted model, not a curated record. Gene Ontology annotation, molecular function: protein serine/threonine kinase activity; protein binding. Gene Ontology annotation, biological process: TOR signaling; phosphorylation; negative regulation of macroautophagy.
AUGGCUAAGCCAUUUGCGAACGAUGAUGCAGACCUACAGGGACCCAUCGAGCAGGAUCUCAGCUCAGAUAAUCGAAACAGGGCCGUCGGCGAUUGUCGUAAGUGGUGGAGGUGGAGAAAUUCGAGAACCGCAAAUCGCACAGGCAACGCUAUCAGCAAAGCCGCACCAUAUCAAACGGAAGAUAACAGCCAAAAAUCGUUCAACGAUGUGCUGAGCGUUGGCAUUAUCUCACAUGAGCUAAACAAAAAACUGCAGGCCAAUCUUCCGGAGGAUAUGCGGAUUUCCAAAUUGCUCCGUCGGUUAUGUCAGGAAACGGACGUUAAGGUGUGUCGCGAUCUGUGCACCAAGCUCGGGGUAGUUAUCAUGGCAUGCAAUACUUCGUACAUUAGGAAAUCUUUCGAGAUACUGGCCGAUGGAAUCGUUUCGGUGCUUGAGAAUGGACCUCGUGAUAGUAUGGAAGCUGCGGCCGCAGUUUUCGGAAUGAUGGGAUUCGUGGCACGGACUGACUAUAAUGCGUACCAUGCCUGGAUAGUCAAGUACUACAAGCAAUCGAAGAAGAUGAAACGGGCCAUGAUGCUGGCGCUUCGAAAAACGGUCUCUCUGGAUGUUCACGGGGAUUUGAAGGAUUCCGCACCGCGGAUGAUGGAACUACUCAAAGAUUACCUGGAGGGUGCCGAUAUGGUCGAUGUAUUUUUGGCAAUCACAAGCGUUAUUAUGGAAAUGAGCACUCGAUAUCCGGAUUGCUUUAAGCAUUACUUUACGGAUAUUGUGGACAUUGUUGUCGGAUGGCACUUGGAAACGGAUCAAUUGUUGGAGGUUAAAAAUCAUUGUUCGCAGGUUCUGCAAACUUUCAAGGUAUUCUGGAACGAAGACCUGGACUUCACCGUAGGCCUGCUGGGUCAAUUUGUCGAAGACAUAGCCGCCUGUUGCGAAGACUUGGAAAACCCCGAAAAUCAACCGGACGCCAAUGGUUGGGACGAGCAGUUUGUGGCUUCGGCUAUUUCCUUCAGCUCCCUGCUGGAUGCAUACAAUACGGUUAUGAAAUGUCUGUUCAUCAGCCCCGAGGCGCUCAUCCAUGGCGCCGGGAAGGAACUAGUCGACAAUAGCUUCCAGCAGAUUGUGCGCGUAAGUGCCAUGGUGGCCCGGAGAGCGUGCCUCGAGGAAGUUCUCCUACCGAUCAAUGAAUGCCUAAUCGUGCUGUUGAUGUUGGACCCUUUGUCAACGACCGUUUCGAAUGAAGAGAUUUUUACGGUUAUUCAAACGGAAAUGCAACUUGUGGGAAACAUGAACCAACGUCAGCUUAAUAGCUUGAUGCUCGUUUUGUUACGCUAUGUGGAAUAUUAUUCAACCAAUCUGUCACCUGAAUUUCUGGAUCUUGUGUGGAAAUCUAAAACACCUUUCACUGAACUGCGUUUCCGGCAGUGCAACGAAAUUCAAGAAGGGUUACUUGCAUUGUACCACAAGAUUUUAGCCAUCAAGAAUGUGAAUAUUCUUCAACAAGCUUACAAAUUCAUACUUGACGAUUUGACGGAUGCCAUGAAUCAAUUGGAGAGAAAUGAAAACAUCAGACAAGCCGAAUAUACAAUCAACUUCAAUCUACUGACUCUAUCGACACUGGCCAUGGCAAACAAUUCCAUCCUAGUGAUGUGGACACUGCAACCUAGCAUUCUCGUGGUACUAUUGGACAAUCUACGUCUCCUCGAUUGUAAAGUUUGGGAAAAAUUGAGGCAACUGCAGUAUGCUGUUUUGCAUGUAGCAUAUCAGCAUUGUGUUCAGAAUAACAACUUUCUAACGUCAAGUACAUUGUUGCGUUCUAAGAACUAUUCGUUGAUGGGUUCGUUCAAUCGCCUCGGUCUGGAAGAUUCUUCGUCAUCAAGCAGUCCAACAGCCAAGCACUUUCAAACAAUUAUCGAGUUUCUGGCGCAAAUUUUCAACUCUGACAUUCCAUCGCAACAUCAAGAGUUACUUCUGGACUGGAGCCGGGCCAUAUUCGGCCAAGCUGCGCAGUAUUACGAUGUGCUGCUCGAAAACGACAGCUAUAGUGCCAUUCUGAAAAGUAUUUGCAGUCUUAGUGUUUGGGGAUCCGAAUCAUUGGUGAAGAAAUGUGGGGAAUGUUUGCAGUGGGUUAGCUCCUAUAAGGCUCUGCCAGUGGCCGCGUAUCACGAUAUAGCCGAAGUAUGCUGCGUUCAUAUGUGUGCUACCUGCAGUGAAAUCCGGGAAACUUUCUCGAGCAUUUUAGCCAAACUGCCGCUGCGCUUCUCACUAAAACAAGUAAGUCAAUUUUCCGGUAACAACAAAAACCGUAGCCAGCAAAUCUACGAGCUGCAGAACUGGUACGUGAACGCUGAAAACACCGGUGACAUACGGUCGCAGUACUUCCGUCAAUUUUUCGACCGUAUUGGCUUCAAUCGGAACGCGGAAUGUAUCGACGAUUUCCUGAAAGAGGUUUUCGUAAAGUCGUGGUUUGUGGACAAGGGUCGAAACGAAUCGUACGGUGAGAUGGCCAUCAAAGAUUUGCGCUGUCUCAUACCGUGGAUCCAGUGGGAAAUGGCACACUACUGUGUGAACAGCAAACUGCGGACCCCGAUCGGAAAACCAAAGGAAACGUUCCUCAAAAUUGAAUCGAUCAUCAAAGAAGAGGCCCGUGUUCUUGCGCUGAAAGAGCGAUCCACCGUAAGAGAUCUCAAGGCAUCGAUGGCCAAUCAGCGUAAUGCUCGCAUUCUCUUAGGAUUUUUGGAAUCGUUGGAAAAAUCCAUUUACAACGCAGCCGAAGGAACGGCAUUUGCAUUACCUAAUCCGGAAAAGCCGGCGAGGACGUUCUUCCGGGUUAAUUUUUCGACCUGUGCCGCGUGGUUCAACAACAUUCGGACGGCCGUAGAUCUGGUCGCCCUCCACUGUAUGGAACCGGAGAUGGUGAUCCGUUAUUCGGAAGCUGUGCUCAAGGAGCUUGUCGUAGCCGAUAAGUGCUCCGAUCCGAUAUUCGAACAUACCCUCAUGUCCUUGGUCUGGGCCUUGUUGCGUAACUGGGAAAGCGAUGCACUGUGUGGCGUGUACGUUUGGGCGAAGAAAAUUACCGGCAGAAAAUAUGCUUGGAUUAAAAUGGCAGCAGAGGAAGCCGCUGGCCAUCGGGAAACCUCCGUGGAUGGAUUCUUCGCUAUUCUGGCUGAUUCGGAAUCGACCAAUCUGGAUCCGCACAUUCGUGAUUUCAUCGUCGAUCAAAUAAUUCUGAAUUUGAUCUUUACCGAGCGUUAUUACGAGCUGUACGAAUUUCUGAUUGCAGAAGAACAAAGCGGCCGACAGCGGGCUACGAUUCCACUGUUGACGUUCACAUCGGAUCAGAUAAAAUGUUGGAUUGAGUAUUACCAGCAUCGGGACAGAAACGUGAUCGAAAUGUCCUCCUGGGACUUGGCCGAUUUGGGCACCGACAUCGGGAACAACUUUUCCAGUCACAAAAUUAUGAGCCAGGUGGAAAAUUCGAUUGCUUUCACACUGUUGGCGAAUGAUUCCGACGAAGAGAAGCAGAAGAAGCUCACCAUUUGCCAGGAGAUCAUUCACAGCGAGCUGCAGGACUGUCUGCUGACCCGCUCGAAGGAGUUUUUGUUCCAGCUGACGAUAUCGAAUCACAUUGCACACAUCGCCAGCACCGGUCAGUAUACGAUGGAAAAUCUGAAAUCGCUCCAGGUGGAGAAGUUUUAUGGUUCAUUGUCGAUGAUGAGAAUUCUUUCCUGGUCGGAAUUUAUGGAUGAGAAUGCGUAUGGAAAGCAUCACAACGUGGAAAUGCGCUUGGAUUUGGUUUCAGUCGCGCGGAAGGAAAACAAUUAUGGACUGUGCAGACGAGAGCUGGGGAUAUUUUAUAAAAACUCGGAUCUGGCGGAAGCAUUGGCCCAUGUGUAUCCGAUGCAGUUGGAAGAUAUCGAUGCAGUUCAGGCGCAGCUAAUGAAUUCCGAUUUGGAUCGUGCCAUUUGGAGUGAAAGUCUCUCGAGGGCUGUUUAUGAACAGUGCAAGUGGAUAUAUUGCCAGCCGAAUCGUAAACAGGAAGCCAUCCAGUUUGCCUCUGUUGCUGUUCUUAGACUGGGAGAAAGACUAGAAGAGCUGGAUGGGUUGGAAGGCAAUGUCGGCGAUUCUGGCUUGCAAGAAAGACAGACACGUUUUUUGCUAACGAUUGCGGAUUGGAUUCAGAAUGAGGAUUCAAAGAUUUUAACGACAAAAUCUCCAUUAACGUCGUUGAUUGGAACCUUGCCGGAUGUUAAACCCGCUCCUGAUCCCAGGAUGGUAACGAUCUUUUCCUCUAUGGAUAUUGAUGUUGGAAAACUACUUCAGGCCGGUGUUCAGCGUUGUCCUACGCUGGCAAAGGCUUGGUGUCAUUUCGGAUCGUGGUGUUAUCGUUGGGGCAAAAAGAUGGUCGAAUUCAAUACUGAGGGUAACACUGUGCACAAAAUCAACUUGGAAGAAAUUCGUAAAAUUUUACCGGGAACAUCAGCGGAUGAUUUGCAGAAGAUUGCCGUUAUUUUGAACCAACAUGAGGUAAUUUCGGAAGACGACGAAAUCGGACUCAACGAAACAAGUUCCACUGAUUUGUUGGAGUCACUUCAGUCAACGGUGCCGGAUCUGUGCAAAUGCCCUCCGGAAAAGCUUCAGCAGAUUGUUGAAAUUUGGCGCCAGACGCACCGAACUGUUUACGGAUACUACGAAGCGGCAGCGUCGUCCUACUUCAAGUUCCUGCAGCUGUCAUCUUCGCUUGAAAUGGAAAGCGAGUACGGAAAUUCUUCCACCGUUACAGCUACGCUUCGUUUGUUGCGUUUAAUCGUGAAACACGCUCUGGGAUUGAAAGAAGUGCUCGAAGAAGGUCUUUCUACUACCCCAACUAAUCCUUGGAGAGUCAUUACACCACAACUUUUUUCUCGUCUCAAUCAUCAUGAACCAUAUGUUAGAAAACGUGUAUCAGAGCUUUUGUGUCGUGUUGCCAAAGACGCCCCCCAUCUUAUCAUAUUCCCAGCCGUCGUCGGCUCCGUACAGGAGCGCAAAAUGGACAUUGCGGACAUCGCUAUUGGUGAUUUAAUUGAUGGCGACACACAACAGCAGAAAUCUUUAGAUGAUUCUUCAGGUUUGGCAGUUUGCUUCAAUGCUCUUCUGAGCAUUCUUUCUCGCGAUUCUCCAGAAACUGUAAAGCAGGUUCAAAUAUUGGUUCACGAACUUCGCCGCAUUUCUCUGCUUUGGGACGAACUGUGGGUAAUUUCACUUCAGCAAAUUUAUUCCGAAUACAACAAACGCUUCUCAAGUUUUGAAAGUGAACUUCAGAAAAUCCAAGAAAGUAAUCAACUCGAACAGAAACGGACUCUUUUCAUUGAGAAGCACAAAUUGCUGCUGCGUCCUUUGAUUUUUGUGCUGGAGCAGUUACACGAAAUGACAUCUCGCAAUCCAGAAACCAACCACGAAAAACACUUCCAAGACAGAUACUUAAAAUACAUCAGCGGUAUGAUAGACAAACUGAAAGAGCCGCUAGACUUCAAGAAACCCAUGGAUGGUUGGGCUCGUUUCAAAACUCUGUUCUUCCAACUUCAACAACGCAGUCAAAAACGUAUUGCAUUCUCCUUACGUCUCUCGGACAUUAGCCCAAUACUUGCGAAAUUAUCCAACACAGCCAUCUCUAUGCCAGGUAUCGAGAGUAAUCAGAAUCAGCAAAUUUUCAUCCGUUCGGUUGACAACUUGGUGCAGAUACUUCCCACCAAAACUAAACCCAAGAAGAUGAUGUUCUACGGAAGCAACGGGCGACGCUAUAGCUAUCUGUUCAAAGGUCUGGAGGACUUGCACCUGGAUGAACGCAUCAUGCAAUUCCUCUCCAUAGCCAAUCUAAUGAUGACCAAAUCGAUCGACUGUACUGGGAACGUGACGUACUACCGGGCUGAGCAUUAUUCGGUUAUUCCGCUGGGACCACGUUCCGGCUUGAUCAAUUGGGUCGAUAACACUGUUCCCAUUUUUUCGCUUUACAAAAAGUGGCAACAGCGCGAAGCCCAACAGAAAAAGGACAAACCGGGAGUCGUUAGCAGACCUUCGGAGCUCUAUUACCAGAAACUAACUCCUAUUCUGCAAAAACACGGCAUCAAAACGAACGACAAUCGGAAAGAUUGGCCGGUGCCGGCACUGAAACAGGUGCUGCACGAGCUACAAGCCGAAACUCCGCGAGAUCUCCUGGCCAAGGAGUUGUGGUGUCACAGUACAACGGCCGCCUCCUGGCGUCAGGUCAUUCGAACCUACUCGCUUUCGGUGGCCGUGAUGAGUGUUAUCGGGUACAUCAUCGGCCUUGGAGAUCGGCAUCUCGAUAAUGUGCUCAUCAAGUUGGCCUCCGGUGAGAUAGUGCAUAUCGAUUACAAUGUGUGCUUCGAAAAGGGUAAAACCCUGCGCGUUCCGGAAAAGGUACCCUUCCGGAUGACGCCCAAUCUCGAGGAGGCGCUCGGCAUCACUGGAAUAGAGGGAACCUUCCGUCUGGCAUGCGAGCACGUGUUGAAGUCACUUAAAAAAGGGCGUGAAACCCUGCUCACGUUGCUGGAAGCGUUCGUGUACGAUCCGCUGGUGGACUGGGCCGUCAGCGAGGAUGGCGCUGCGGGUGCUGGCUUUGCCGUGUCCACCUACGGCAAUCGGGAGGGUUUCAACAGCGAGCUGCGCCAAGCAAAACGGCAACUGGAACGGGAGGUUAACCGGGAUACACUGGCUAUACGCUUUUCGGAGAUCAAAACCGAGUGGAGCCACAAUCGGGACAACAUCUACCAACAGCUGCUGUUGAUGCAAACGUUCCUGCGGGAGUUGCUCGGAAGUCGAACUGAACUGAGAGAUGCCGAACUGCAGCGGGACUCACUUUCGCGCCAGAUUCAGAUGAUUGGCGAAGCCGAAUCGUUGGAUUCGGCCAUCGGAAGCCACCCGUUGAACACUUUGUCUCAACGUUACGGCGUCUACAAGAAGAUCGUUGAAGAUCAGGAGUCGAUAAGAAGAGUUUUGGUUGAUAAAGCUUUGGGAUGCGACAAAAGGCUGGAAAAUUAUAAAAACUUCCAGCAAGAUCUUACCAAUGGGAAACUGCAGGAAUACCUGGGUGGUAUUAGCGUUUUUGGUGUGGAAAAUUUUUCGCAGUCGGAGUUUGAGCAAGUGCAAGAUUUCUUGGAGUGUUCAAAUCUUCAUGAAACAUUCGUCAAAGCAAAUGGUUUGAGGCGGGAGGUUAAUGAGCACGCGUUUCAUGCAACUGUUCUGUUGAAGCAUGUUAUGGACACACUUUGUCAUUACGGCGAAAUCAUCCGGUACUAUCCGAACGAUUACGAGCAAAACUUUAAGGAUUACAAAUAUACCAGGUGGUGUAAGACGUUACUGGAACAAAAUUCGCAGCAAGCGUGCCAGGAGGUUCUACGAAGCUAUCAGCAUUAUCUGCAUUCCGUCAAUCAACAGACUACCGAUCAGCAAAAGAACAUUGCUUUCUCCUAUCAAUUGUCGAAUUUAAUCUCGGAGUGUGGUUUCAAACUGUCAGAGCUAAUGGGGUACAGAUCCCAGGAACUCAGCGAGACAACCGUGCCCUUAGACCAGGUUUACGAAGAUGCACUCUCCGCGAUCAACUCUAUUGCUUACGGUGGUAAUCCGAAUCACAAUGGACAAGCAACGACUCUGGUUUGUGCAGGUCUCCAGCUAUGUUGCACUCUGAGCCAAAACUAUCUUCUGAUGGAGCAGACUGCUUCCACUGCCGGAGAUUCGCUGGUAGAGCUUCAAAUAAACAACAACUGGUUCCUGACGGAAUUCUAUAUGGCCGGUGCUCAACUGAACACCAUGUCGCAAAUUCUAUUCGAAAACAAAAGCGUCCACUUCAGCUCAAAAACACCGAAUCCGGACAUGUUCGACAAAGGCCUCAAGUGUCUCACGCAAUGUGUGGCUAUCUACGAACAUUUACACCACAUGAAUGAGUUCAUUGCUCAGGACUUUCUGACAGACACGAUGCGAGGAAUCGUUUCCGAGAAUCAGUCCAUCAUCGAGAUGAUUUCUUCGGUGUCCAAUCUUCAGGCAGACAUAACACCCCUCGGAGAGCUGCUGAACGAGCUGAACCAGCACAUGCAGUGCGUCGUGAUGAGUAUUCCUUCAGCCCACGGACAGUCGCUGGAGGUCGUGGAGGAGCUGAAACGGAAGGUUUACUCCCUCGGUGAACGGUAUCAACUGCAAGCGACAGCAACGGAUGGCGCACGUUUGUAUUUGAAAUUGCACUCCCUUUUUAGUGAACUGUUGAGCAAACAUGCCGAUAUGAUGCAGACAAUCUACGGCGAGAUACUUGACUGCAGUGAGCUGGAUGUGGUUGAUCAUGUUAAAAACUCCAAGGAUUUGGCGGUUCUGAUUUUCCACCAAUCGACGAACAAAGUGCUGGAAGCGAUUUUCGUUGUCAAACGUGUUCAGGUGAUGAUUGAGUUUUUCACAUCCUGCCUACAGAUGGCCUGCGCCUUCAAGGGCACCGGUUUGGCCACACAGCUAACCGGGAAUUCUCUGGUGUGGCCGAUUCGAAGGUUCAUUGCUGACUUUGUGUAUCAUUCGAUGUUAGGAGUCGGUCCAACAGCCGCAGGGAUCGUCAUCUGUGGUGCUCUCAAACGUUUUAACUCUCAAGCAUUGGCGUUGCAGAAUUGUCAGACCAAUGAAAAGGGACAAAUAAUUCUGUCCGAUUUGUGCAACAGCCACAUGGAGCAGAUGGUAUCGAAUGCCCGUGUAAGCAUACUAGAGUUCAACCAAAUAAAUACUGCCUGUCAACACUUGAGCUUUACGUGGCUGAAAAUUAUGCGGGUAAAGCUGCUUUCGGAUCGCAUAAUCACCGAACAAACAGUUCUGAAUCGGCUACAGACGGUCUACGUCGCCCAUAGCUGGUUGCAUAAAAUAUCGAAUCAAAUAAUUCCGGCAGUUGCCAGUGUACCGCAGCAGAUUGAUUUGAACAUCUAUAGCAACCAAUCUACAGUUCUUUUGCAACUGAAAGGCUUUGUAGAUUCAAUGAGUUCAGCGAAAAGCACAAUCCGUCUUCUAUUGGACGAGAUAGUGACCAAUACGAAUGCCAUCUUGCAUCGCUUGAAGUGGGCAGCUGGUGCAAAUCCAGAGCUUGUCAUAUUGCUCAAAUCUUUCGAGCAGAGUUCAAUGACGAAACGGGAUUCGUUGAAUGAACUUAUGCUGUACUUAGAUGUUACACUUCAACACUGCAACUCGAUCCUCGCUCAUGACAUACCGAACUUGCAAAUGCACUGCGAACCUCGCCAGGAUGAGGAUUUCAUAGCUCUGAUCGAACGCUAUAAAAAAGCGUGCACCAAACUGCAGUCGUGCUCAGCGAUGGUGAAUCCAACAGAAGUGGCACUUGUUGAGUUGCUUGAUCCCGAGGGACAGAUUGAUCACAUAUGGUUGAGCAACGUUAAAGCCCUGAUCGAAGAUAUGACCGAACAGGUGCAUAACAAAAUCGUUCGUACGGAAAAACAAGUACGCAACGCACAGGACAAUCUGCACAUGAGUGCCCACAAGCUUAGAACGUUUAUCAGCACUCACCACGUGUUGGCGUCGGAUAUCAGAAAUUUGCUCAAAAUGAGAUUGAAGAUGGAGUCAUCGCCUGCACUGCGCGAAUAUCUAGUCAACUACAAAGCCUUCCUUGAGAGUAUAUCUGACCUCCACGCGAAUGUUUCGAGCAAAGAUUUCACCGAUGAAAUGGUUCAAAAUGCCGUCGAACAGGUUCAGAGCGGCGUUACUAGUGUCCACCGAAUAUUCGAUCAACUUUUUACUUUUGAUCACAACACCGAACUUAAAUUGGAAGACUUAAACGACCCUGGUGCUGAUGGUUCCGAUAGGCUUAGUGCGGAGAUGAUUGAUUCUCCAUUCAAAAAAUACUCUAUCGAUGGAAAACCAAACAAGGCACAACAAACACAGAAAGAGCAAAAGCGUAACGCGUAUGCCGUUUCCGUGUGGCGCCGUAUCCGGAUGAAGCUGGAAGGCCGCGAUCCGGAUCCCAACCGGCGCUGCACCGUCCAGGAGCAGGUGGAUUGGAUGAUCCGCGAAGCCAUGGACGCGGACAAUCUGGCCGUCUUGUACGAGGGUUGGACCGCUUGGGUAUAAUUAGAGGAAAGGUAACAAACAAAUGGUGGAAUCAAAAUUCUGGAACGUCAACAGCAUUGUCAAAUCUGUGCAGUAGUGGGCUGGGAAGUGUACACGGAAUCGGAAGCAGAUAUGAGCAAUAGAUCUGUUCCGGUCUGUGCAGUACCAGUUCCGCAAAAAUAAUUCCCAUCACGAACAGCGAAAGGGUUGUUCCGGACGACGACGAUGAUGCCACCAGGGUAGGACACAUGGAGUACGGUAGCCUUGGUGGCAGAACUGCAAGCGCCACUCGCAGUUAUUGUCGUCCGGUUUGUGACAUUUUCUGGCACAAAAUGAUCGUUCGCCCGUCCGCUCAUAAUCUCAUCCAUCAAGCGUUCGUGAUUCAUUUAUAAAAAAAACACACACAAGUUCCCUGUCAGGUCUGUCUUACUUCGAAAUCAUUGUGUUGAAAUGUGAGAAAACCAUACUCAUAUGGUUUUGGGUAUCCACAUUUGACGAUUCAACAAAACAAAAAAAUCAUCGGUAUCAUGCAUACAGAAAUUGACAUAAGAAACAAACUUCUAGAAAUUACACUAAUAAAUCAACAGAGAAAAGAGA